Messenger RNA from Sphenostylis stenocarpa, 257 nucleotides. Lineage: Eukaryota; Viridiplantae; Streptophyta; Magnoliopsida; Fabales; Fabaceae. The record is from the annotation of a GenBank genome assembly.
AUGUUGUUGCCUCUGCCAAUUGCUUCAAUGACAACGUCCAACUUGGUAUUUGAAUUUUUAAAUUGGGUCUCCACCACAACUAUCAUCGAGGCCUUCCUUUUUUAUCCCUAUGAAGAAGAUGUACCACCGAAUGAGAUAGAUGGUGUUGGUGUUGGACUAUGUGAAUCCACGAAUGGGGGGAGCAAGGAACAUCUUCUACUAACCCAUGAAAUGCAGGCUCCUCCGAGAUAUACUCCAUAUCAUCACUCAAAUCCACC